This is a messenger RNA of Xiphias gladius (swordfish), 1964 nucleotides long. It is a transcript of the gene extl2, whose product is annotated as exostosin-like glycosyltransferase 2. Bases 305 to 1351 code for a protein of 348 amino acids. Gene Ontology annotation, molecular function: glycosyltransferase activity. The record is from RefSeq and is a predicted model, not a curated record. The transcript has 6 exons. Gene Ontology annotation, cellular component: membrane. Lineage: Eukaryota; Metazoa; Chordata; Actinopteri; Istiophoriformes; Xiphiidae.
CAAAGAUGGCGUCGGUUUCUAACGGGUAAAAAGUAUGCUCAAGUGAAUGAAAACUAAUGUACGAAACUGUAACUAAGAGAAUGUAAGCACACAGACUUAAACGAAGCAUGUUUAUGGAAGUAUUUUGGCAAUUUUCCGAUUUUGUAACAACACAGCGCUUAAUUUUUGAGCUGUGACCGCCAAUUCAUACUACGUCGGAGCUAAUGUUAGCUCGUCACAGCUCUUUUCCUCUCAGGCUCUUUGGUAAGAGUCUGCCAACAUGGCGACUAGGUAGAGGGAACGGUUUGUUUGCAGAGCCAACAAAAUGAGGGUCCUUCGUUUCUGCGCGGGGCUCCGGAGAACAUAUUUGGUUUGGCCAGUGGUGUUCAUCCUCCUGGUUGGCGCAGCCUUGACAGCUCUGCUUCCCCCUGCAGAGGACCAAAGAGGCCUUGACGCCCUGGGAGUGCUACGCAGGGAAACAGAACAGAAAGAGAAUCCUGCACAGGGCAACGAUGGUGACAGAACAGAGGGGGAGCAUGAGUUUACCAUCAUCAUUCAGACAUACAAUCGCACAGACAUUCUGCUCAAACUACUUAACCAUUACCAGGCAGUGCCUCAUCUUCAGCGGAUUAUCAUAGUCUGGAACAACGUUGGGGAGCAGACACCCCUAAAGUUAUGGAACUCCUUGGGGCCUCAUCCGGUCCCUUUGGUCUUCAAGGAGCAGACUAGCAAUCGAAUGCGCAACAGACUACAGUCAUUCCCCGAGAUUGACACUGAUGCUGUGUUGAUGCUGGAUGACGACACUCUGGUCAGUGUCCCUGACAUCAGCUUUGCUUUCUCAGUCUGGAAGCAAUUUCCAGACCAGAUUGUUGGCUUUGUACCCCGAAAACAUGUCUCAACACCAGGAGGAGUGUACAGCUAUGGCAGCUUUGAACUGCAGGAUCCGGAAACAGCGGGAGGUGACAAAUACUCCAUGGUGUUAAUUGGUGCUGCCUUUUUCCACCACCGCUACCUGCAGCUCUUCCAGGACCAACCCCAAGCAGUGCAUGCACUGGUGGACGAAACACAGAACUGUGAUGAUAUUGCCAUGAACUUUGCUAUAGCACAGUAUUUGAAGAAACACUUGAAGUCUAUAGGCAGCGUUAACAAACCCUCCGGGGUCUUUGUCAAACCUGUGGACCUUCGCAACCUGGAAAAGGAUGCCAGCAGUGGGUACCAGGGUAUGUGGCAUCGUCCUGAACACCUUCUUCAGAGGUCCUACUGUCUGAACAGGCUGACGCAGAUUUAUGGCUUCAUGCCACUCUGCUUCUCCAACCUGAUGGUUUCCCAGUUUGGCUUCCCUAGCUAUGCCAACCACAAGAGUAGGGGCUGAAGAUGUGCCUCAUUGCUGACUGUUUUGGAUUGAAAGAAGAAAAACUCAAGUAGCAGUCUGUUUCACCUUGAAAUUAGCAGGACAAUGAUGGACUUUCCUCCUUUGACCAGAGCAAGAAUUGUUACAGAAAUUUCUACCCGUGGCCCAGUCUGACGAAGUGUCCAUAUUUGAUAAGGUAAUCUAUAUUGUUGCCAAAGCUGCCUUUCCUUCAGCAUUCCUUCAACCCUCUAACUGGAUUGUAAUGCAGUUACUUUAUAUUCAGCGGGUGUCAGGCUUAGAUCUGCUUUGCCAGUUUGCCUUGUUUGUAACUUGGAUUUACUACAUUUAUCAUUUUUAUGGAAUGUGUCAUUUUCUGUAGAGCUUGUGUACAGUCCCUUAAACUUAAGAAUAAAUGUUAGAAGAUAUAGGUAUAUAGUUCUUUGCGGAAAAAAAACACUCCCCAGCAGAAUGAGACAGAGAAUUAUUGCAAGUAUUAUGUACAUUUAAACCUAAUCAGUAUGUACAGUACUAUGUAUGCAUGGACAAUCCAUAUUUUAAAAAUAUAUGCACAUUGUUAAACUUGAAGGACUGUAUCAUGUGAUUCAGUUAAAUAAAGCCAACACUAUUUCUCUGA